Molecule: messenger RNA, 1219 nt
Organism: Paralichthys olivaceus (Japanese flounder)
Lineage: Eukaryota; Metazoa; Chordata; Actinopteri; Pleuronectiformes; Paralichthyidae
Source: RefSeq, a predicted model, not a curated record
CUGGAGUGUCCCCCCUGAGUGACACCAGUGUGUUGGACGCUUUAACUUAACGGUGGGAACACUUCUGAACACAGAACAGUAGAGUUGGGGUCUCCACGGGGGAGUGGAGGUCAGCUCCUGGACGACAAACUUGUGCUGGAUUUGCGUAAAGGCGCAACGACCGAGAGACGUUUUUUUUUUUCUGAAGUGGUUCCACUGGGAAUCAAACAACAACACUGAGGACGUAAAACUGCUUCAUGGUUCAAAACUACUCUGAAUUUCCUGGUCCGGGUUCACAGCUGCUUCAGGGAUAAAUGAUCACCUCAACCAGAAGAGUGUCUCCCGAUAAAUCUGAAGUUAGAAUCGCCUUCAGCCUUGAUGAGACGUCAGAUGUAAAAGAUGUGGAGGACCUUGCUAAGACUUUCCCAGACCUCGAACAACGAUUACAGGUAAACAGUUGCAUCACAUUACAUUGAAUUACACAAUUUAACUGUAAAUUUCUAAGAAUGUCUCUACAUUUUAAAUCUUUAACCUGCUCCUCAAAUCUCGGUAUCGCUCGUCCACGUAGGCGCAAGUUGCUGUCGGAGCUGGUGGAGGACGAGAAGGUUGCCGUGGAGAUUGCCCGUCUCGAGGAGGAAUUCCGCCGUCUGACGGAGGAGAACCGCAACUUGGUGACUGUCCACAACGAGCGCGCACAGCAGCUGGAGAGGCUCUGCCUGUCCGACCGAACGAGGCACGACUCCUCCUCGUGACCCCUGACCUCUGCAGAACCUGAGACGUCCAGCUGACACACUGGGGCCAGGGAACCAACCAGAACCAGAAAUAAAGGCCCAGGCUGUAGCACUCGCUCUAGACGACGGCUGUGGUCUGUGAAUCAGUUAAUUACACAGACAGAUGCCUUGUUUGUCCAUGUCUGAGUCAUGUGUUUGAACCGCAGAUGUACUGUCAUCAUCAGUGUGAAGGUGUUAGAGUGAAUCUACCGAGCUGUGACACAGGGCCGUCUUUCUGAGUGCACUGUUUUCUUAUUAUGUGAUGUUGCGGGAACCUCGGCUGGUUGUCUCACGGUGUGAAUUCAUAAUGUCAGCUGCUGUGAAAGUGACCAGAUCUGUGUGCUAUCUGUCUCAGGUCCUGAGGAGACUCAGAUCUCUUACCUGAGGUCUGGCUGUGGUCCAAGGAGUGCCCCCCCCCCUCUCCCCCCCCCGUAUCCGCCUGUCGGGUUCUUGUUAUGGUAAAACUGAAA